Molecule: messenger RNA, 1263 nt
Organism: Cylindrotheca closterium
Lineage: Eukaryota; Bacillariophyta; Bacillariophyceae; Bacillariales; Bacillariaceae
Source: the annotation of a GenBank genome assembly
AUGACAUCACAUUUAAUCCUUUCCUACUUGCUCUUAUUGAUUGGAUCAUUAAUGAUUCACCUUUCAACAGCCAUCGAAAGUCCCAACACCCGAGUUCUCCAGCACCCUUGGGAACGCCAUGUCGACCUCAAUCCGUUUCCUUCUCUCGCCGAACUGGAAGAAAGAACUUCAAUCGAACAGAUUGAUGACGUUUUGGAUCAAGUUACUAGCACUGACGGUGGAAUCAUCAUCCAGCAAUACAGACCCAAGCCCAGCUUUUUGUGGCGCCGAUGGUUCGGGACUGUCAUUUACGAUGCUUGGCCUCGUGUGGUACUGAAUAUGGCCUGGACAACGGCCUUUUGUGUCUGGGUACGCUAUCAGACACAUGGUGAUUGCCAAGUCUUCAACAUGAACCACAUGGGGGGAGACCACCACCAAUCUUUGGUGUCUGCUUUUACCAUUGCUGACAAGCUUUGGUCAACGCUAAUGAGUUUCACGACCUUUUUGUUGACCUUCUUUGUAGGUCAGGCAUACAGCUUCUGGAAGUCUUUUAUUGACCUUGGCCGAAGCAUUCAGGGCAGCUUCAAUACCAUUCCAUUUCUAUUGACCACGCAUGCUUCCAGGAACCCAAAGACUGGAAGAUACACUCCCGAAGCAGAAUUAUUUCUACAAGACAUCGGCAAGCAACUCAAGCUCUUUCAUUUGUUACAUUGGGCAUCACAGGCCCGCCGCUUUCGCGUUUUGCUCACCGACAAGGGCUGGGACCAAAUGGUCGCUCGGGGAUUGGUCUCGGAAGACGAACGCAGACGGCUCCACUCAAUCAAUGUGGGGCCGACCCAAAAGCAGGUUUGCGUCUUGCAACGAAUGGUCGUUGAUACUCAAAAGGCGAUGGGGGACAAGAAAAUCAUUGGAGUACAAUACGCCACCUUGCAAAAAAAGUUGUUGGAGGAAUUUUCCAAAGUGCGUGGAACGACAAGUACAGUUCCGGAUCUCAUUGCAGGAAGAAUGCCUUUGGCCUAUGUUCAUUUCGUUCAAAUCUUGGUGGACACCUUUCUUUUGUCCACUCCCAUUGCAAAAUAUUCCGACAUGGGCAUCUUUUCUGUCCUGAUGAUUGGUAUUUUGACGCUAUUCUUCCAUGGGCUCUUGAUAUUGGCCAAGGUGUUCCUAGAUCCUCUCGACAAUGAAGACUUUUGCGAAGGCUGCGUCUAUCUUGACUUGGCAGUGCUGCUUCGAGAAAGCAAUGGUGGCAUCGACAAGUAUAUUACUGGAGCCGGAAUCAUUUAA